Molecule: messenger RNA, 576 nt
Organism: Polychytrium aggregatum
Lineage: Eukaryota; Fungi; Chytridiomycota; Chytridiomycetes; Polychytriales
Product: NADPH-dependent FMN reductase
Exons: 2
Coding region: 1-576 (191 amino acids)
Cellular component (GO): cytosol
Molecular function (GO): FMN binding; oxidoreductase activity
Source: RefSeq, a predicted model, not a curated record
AUGAGCAAGCUGACGAUCUCUGUCAUUUACGGCUCGGUCCGCCCUGGCCGCAUGGGCAUCCGCCUGGCCAAGUACAUCCAGCAGCAGCUCAUCAGCCGCGGUCAUGACAGCCAUCUGAUCGAUCCGCUCGAGACGCCCGUUCCCCUGUUCACGGGCCGUCACAGCUGGAUGAAGCCUGGAGAGAACCCCAUCCUCGACAAGCUCGCCGAUACUCUCCGCCGAUCCGACGCCUUUGUCAUCGUCUCGGCCGAGUACAAUCAUACCAUCCCCCCGGCCCUCACCAACCUGAUGGACUACUUCUUUGACGAGUACAAGUACAAACCCUCGGCCAUCGCCACAUACUCCAUGGGCAGCUUUGGUGGUGUCCGUGCCGCCAUGGCCCUCCGCCCGUUCCUUGGCGAGCUCGGCACUGUCUCGAUUCCGACGCUCUUCCCCGUCCCGACCAUCCAGGACGCCUUCACCCCCGAGGGCCAUCCCGUCGACAAGGUCUACCACGAGCGCUUUGAUCGAUUCUGCAAGGAGCUGGAAUGGUAUGCCCACAGCCUCAAGGCCAGUCGCGAGGCCGGUGUUCCUUGA